GCGUUAUUUCCGCGGGAUUUCUGAGUGGAUUACGAAAGGGAUGAUUGAUGCAUUUUUCGACGAUUCCUCAGCAAAAAUGAACUGAACAGCGACUUUUCAACACACUGCUAUUCUUCUGUUGAUAUUCAUUCAGAUUUUUCAUUGGACAAUGUGGAAAUAUAUCCAGAAAUAUCGAAUAAUGACUCAUAUGGUGCACUAUUUUUGAUGGAUUCCGCGGAUCUUCUUGAUGUACGGGAAGAGGUUGUUGGUGAAGAGAAUUUCACAUCCAAGCCUGAUCCACCUAUAGCGCUGGAUGGCGCGUUGAAACGUUCUGGAAGUACUCCUAGAAGAAAUCUCCGAACUGGUGUUGCACAUAAAGAUAAAGGUAAUAAAGAACAUGAAAACUUUCAUGAUAAAGGCAAACAGAAUAAAUGUGCAUGGAACAAUGAUGAUUCAUUUGAGGAAAUAACAGAUAAAGCCUAUUUAUGUGAUCCAAUGUCUAAUGAUAUUAGAGCAGCUUCAACAUCUAGUUUGGAUGAAGUAUUUGAUAAAGAUAAUAUGAACAGUCCUGAUUUUAUUGAUGGUGAUGAUGUUAGCCUUGAAAGACUUUCCGAUCUUCAUAUUCCUUUACCACUAUUUCAUACAGAGUCUAAUUACUCCGAUUCAUCACAGAUAGAUGCUCCAGAUCCUGAAGUUGAUGUAUGUAGUCUAUUUUCAUCGAAUAACUGUGUUACAAGUCAUUCGGAAGAUUAUAUCGAGACCAAACAUUCUUUUACAUCCACCAAUUCAUCUCAUUCACAUCUUGGUGCUAAUUCCACAUUGAAAAUUACACCAACUCCACCUGUAUCCUCACGAUCCUCAGCAAAACAAACUGAAUUUAUCCAGUUACCGUCUAACGUCAAUCAACUUUUGACCAAUACAGUUCACUCCACGCAUCCAUCUAAACCGAUGUCUACUUGUCUUUCGUUAAAGUCAAGAUAUCGUCGUAACGGUCAGAUAACAUUGAAGUCAGGCGCAUCUAUCCUUCGAACAAAAAAUUCGUUCAAUGAUUUAAGACAAACAUGCUAUAGACCAACUUUUACUUCUGCACGGUUUGCUCAUUGUCGAUUUUUAACUGCAUCUCAGUUGGCUGGAUCAACAGGUGAAUCGACAGGUACUCUAACUUGGUUUCCAAAAGUGGCAUUUGUUAAUUCUAAAACUGCAUUUAGUCUUAAAAAACCAGCAAUUGUGAUCACUUCAGCAUAUCCUGGCUCAAAAUCAGGUGGCACAUAUCUAAAAAGUGAAGGGAUCAAUUUUGUGGCUCAGUCUUCUCCUGGUGUACGAUCACCAACAGAUUUACAGUCUAUUACAUAUAAUCAGAAUGGUUUCUAUGUUUCCUCAAUGCAUCAUAAUUCAUUGAGUUCUGUUGGUGGUGGUGGUGGUGGUGGUUCAUUAAACACUGUCACUGAUAUGGCAUCAGUUGUAGCCGCUUCAAUGUCUACAGAUUUUGGAUCAACUCGUACUGUAUUCUGUCCUCAUCUUGGUUGUGGGAAAACAUUUCGUGAUACAGCUGCUAUGCGUAAACAUUUGCAUACACACGGUCCACGUGUUCAUAUCUGUGCUGAAUGCGGUAAAGCUUUUGUAGAGUCUAGCAAGUUGAAACGUCAUCAACUUGUACAUACUGGUGAGAAACCUUAUCAAUGUGCGUUUGAUGGUUGUGGUAAACGCUUUUCCUUGGAUUUCAAUCUACGUACUCAUCUACGUAUACAUACUGGAGAUCGACCAUAUCCAUGUCCACAACCUGGUUGUAGCAAACGUUUUGCUCAAUCCACAAAUUUAAAAUCACAUUUAGCUACACAUAGUAAAAUUCGAAGUAAUCAAUCUAGUUUCAUCAAUCGGCAUCAUUUAAAUUCCAGUAUCAACCGUUCCGUUCUUCUACGUGCCCAUACACAACCUAUUCCAAUUUCAAUUAACAGUUCCAUUCUACACCCUCAAAUGAAUUUCUCUACUUUAAUUCCUAUGGGAACGAGAAGAAUUGGUGUUAAUAACCAAUGUGAUAACAAUAAAUUCAAGUCAAGUUUAACUUCGUUAUUUCAAGAAGUUCGUUUCGAUGGUUUUCGAUUACAUACUCCAUCCCCGUUAACUACAAUCUCUACAUCAUUAUCAUCUUUAAAUCAAUAUGAACAGACAAAUAUCAAUGUUAUAUCACCAUUAGAUUUAACAUCAUCUUCAAUAGAAUCAAGCAGAUCCUUAUUAUCAACAGAAAAUUCUACGCUUAUGAAUAAUAUAUCAUCACCUAUAUCAGUUAUAUCAACAUCACAAAUGUUGACUACACUAGAUAAUGGCCUAGAUGAAUUUGAUCAUUCUAUUCAUAGCAACAAUAAUAUAUCAAUAUUUGAUAAUUGUUCUACAAUCGAGAGAUUAUCAACUAAUUUAGAUCAUAAAAUUGAUUUUAAUGUUGAUCAGAGUAUAAAGUGUACUGAAGAUUUCACAAACAAUAUACAUACAAAUAGUACUGGAGAUGUGUUUGGAACACAUGUUGUUAUCAAGACAGAAUUAGAUGUUAAUCAUCCAUCUUCAAGUAUUCAAAAUUCUAUAACAACAAGACGAGCAAGAAAAUCUUUAAGUUUACCUAAGCGAUCAGAAUCACCGAAUUCAGAGGAGUUUUUAAAGACACAAGAAGAUGAUUUAGUCUAUAUGGAUGAUGUUGAUCAUAUCCCAAUGAUGAAUCAUUUUUCCAAUAAUGAUGGUAGUGUUGGUGGUAGUAAUCACUCGUCUUCUAACAAUAAACCUCAUCAUCAUCAUCAUCGUAAAUCGAAGUCUGUCAAUGAUAAAUAUAAUCGUAAGACAACAGGUUUACAACAUUCAUCAACAUUAUCUAAUAGUGUAUCUACUAUACAGUAUAGUACUCGUUCAAAAUCUCGUGAAUUGUGUAAAACAACAAUCUUAUCCAAUCAUUAUUGUGGUGGUGGUGGUGGUGGUCAUCGACAGGGGAGCAAUUUAAAAACGCAUAAAGUUAAACGUCGGGUUCAUCGAUAAGUAUGAAAUUUCUCUCUCUCCUUGUGUAUGUAUAUAUGGUACUGAUGGAUUCUACCUCUCUGACUAUCCCUAUCUCAUUCAUACACAUACAUCUCAUGAAGUCUACUUAUCCUUGUGAAUACACAUAAUAUACACACAUCUAUAUUCAAUUCAUAUCCUCUAGUCAAUAUUUACUGGAAAUUAUUGCCAAUUUGACAAUAAUCAGAAAAAACUUUUUCCAUUUCCUUUAUGGUGUAUGUCUGUUUAUCUUUAAUCAAUUUGCAUAAUGGAUAGUUUAUUCGAUAAAUGGAAGCAUUUCUCUGCUGUACUCUUUGUCUAUCAUUCCUAGUUAGUUGAUUUUAUGCUCAACAUCAUUCUUCAUCCCUAUGUAACAACAACCAUUAGUGUCGGUAUACAUGUCGUUCCUUCCUUUCAAGAGUAGCUAGUCUUAUUUCUCCGAUGAUUAUCUCAUUUUUUUUCCUUCCAUCUAUCAUCUUACUAUUACUGGGCUAGAGAAUAGUGUAUUGUUCCAUCGUUAUAUAUAUACCUUCGAGGUGGAAACAGUCGUACACUAUGUAACUUGUAUUCAUUGUGAAUAACAAAUCAUUGCAUUUAUCUGUGGUGCAAUACACUUAUUACCCCUCUCCUUCCUCUUGUGUACGCAAGUAUGUGUGCAUUUCUGCCCCGCGCUCAUUGUCCUGUUACCCACUCUAUCGUUGUCUCCCGUGAUUAUGUAAUCGAACCAUGACAAACAAUUGUAUAUUUGUUAGCGUUGAAUCUUCUCUCUCUCUUUCUCUGUUUGUGUGUAUGUAUGUAUGUAUGGGAACUCAUGUGCAAUAAGAUCUGGUGAUAAUUUUUGUGUUAUUCUUUUCUGUUUAUUUUCAUUGUUUUUGAUUGGUUACAGUUUAUUUUAUUAUUUUGUAUUUGUUUACUCGAUGAUACACGUCGUCUUCGAACUAGUCAUACCGUGCUCGUCCGCGCGAGCGCGCACACACAUAAUCGAGCCCGUUAGCUUAUGUUUAUUCUAGUCUACGGAUGUGGAAAGAAACAGUUGACAGAAAGACACGCUACCACUGAAGUUAUUAGUUAUGUAGUACAGUAUGUGAAUAGAAGCAGAAUAGCAUAAAGGCAGCAGUAUCGGCGGUUUCUUCUCCACAGCAGUGAUCAGUAGUGUCGAAAUGCGCAUAUAUAUAUACUGUUACUUGUUAUACCUCAAAUACUGUGAAUGCUUACUGAUCUCUCUAUCUCUGCUCACAUGUGUGUAUUAAUCACUUCGAUCAUGUUCCUCCUCUACUCAUCUAUCAUAAUAUCACUGGAAUUUUUGAUUCACACUCUAACAGUGUGCGUAUUUUGUCCAGUAUGCAUUUAACCUUUUUCUCUCUCCCUCUCUCUCUCUGUUAGAUGAUUCUUUCACUCUUUCUUUCUUGUAAUCUUGCCUCUCAAAGAAGAUCACUUUCACACAAAUCAUCAUAAUAUGCCAAUGAUGUAGGCAAAUAACAAAACAUACACACGUGUGUGUGUGUGUGUGAUUUCCUUUUCCCUCUCUUCUUUAUCCAUUGUGUUUACUGAUGUAUUUUGGGUGAAUGAUGUAGGUGGUACCAAAAACAAAUUAUGUGAUUUCCCUUCCUGCCUCACGGCGACCACGUGAUUCUAAUAUGUAUGUUGUCUUUCCUUUUCUGUGUGUCUGCGUAUUCGUGAGUCAGCUGACACUGUACGAAGUUGUUGUGCCGUUUUCUUCUGCGUCUGUUUCUCUCUGUUAUGUUCUACAUAAUGUGAAUUUGUUUCUACGUUUUCUUUAUAUGCUUACUAAUAUACCUAUCAACUUAUUCAUUAUGUCGUUAUCAUUACUGUUAAUAAUAAUAAUAUUAUUAUAUGUUUACUUACCUAUCAAUCAAUUGGUAUUAGCUGACGUUUGUUUGAAUUAUGUAACUAACACCAUGACGCAGGGAGAUUGACCCCUUUUUUCAGAAAUAAAACGGUUAUAUACACUU
Messenger RNA from Heterobilharzia americana, 4967 nucleotides. NCBI's taxonomy places the organism in Eukaryota, Metazoa, Platyhelminthes, Trematoda, Strigeidida, Schistosomatidae. The record is from the annotation of a GenBank genome assembly.